Syngnathoides biaculeatus (alligator pipefish) is the source of this 2592-nucleotide messenger RNA. It is a transcript of the gene rnf139, whose product is annotated as ring finger protein 139. The record is from RefSeq and is a predicted model, not a curated record. Bases 215 to 2311 code for a protein of 698 amino acids. Gene Ontology annotation, molecular function: zinc ion binding; ubiquitin protein ligase activity. The transcript has 6 exons. NCBI's taxonomy places the organism in Eukaryota, Metazoa, Chordata, Actinopteri, Syngnathiformes, Syngnathidae. Gene Ontology annotation, cellular component: endoplasmic reticulum; endomembrane system. Gene Ontology annotation, biological process: ERAD pathway.
CAAAACUGCGCCCAACGAAGAAGACGCGUCAGAAAAGUUCCAGUGCCCAACAUGGCGUCCGUGGCACCGAGCUGUCAAAGCAAGUGAAGCCAGAGAUAAACCCGAGCGACUCCCCCCGACAGGACAGCCUCCCAGCGGGCGACUUCCAUGCCUGUCACCGGUUCGCGAACGUCCCGGGGCCUCUGGGACUGCGAGCCGUGAACCCCGAAGCCGUAUGGCGUCCGCCCAAGCUCGGAUCGGCCAGCAGGCCCUGGCCGUCCUCGACGUGGCUCUUCGGGUCCCCUGCAUCUUCAUCAUCGACGCGAUUUUCAACUCGUAUUCCGAGCCCGGGCCCGGGUGGACCGGUACCGUCGUGAAUGGCUCGCUGCGAGUUGUUGGUGUACUCGUCUCCGGCGUGGUGCUGCUACUCUCCCAGAAGGCCUUGUUCAAGUUCUACACCCUCUUCCUGGCCGUCCUGUUGGGCGCCGCGGCCGUCCUGGUCAACUACCACGCCACGUCCCACGUGGACUUUUACAGCGCCUACUACAAGGCGGCGCUGGGCUUCCGGACGCUGCCCAGAAACGGGCCGACGCUGUGGCUGGGCCUGGCCGCCGUGCAGCUGGCGUUCGGCGUGGGCUACGUGUUCCUCUUGGGACUGCAGUCGUCGCUGGCGGCCCUCGUGGUCCUGGACGUGAUGGUGCCCGUGUGGGGGCUCAUGAUCGAGCUGCCCCAGGACGCGCGGCGGACGGUGGCCAUCUUCUCGGGCGCGGGCCUGGCGCUCAACACGGCCGCGUGCCUCGCCGUGCGCCUCAAGUGGUUCUACUACUCGUGCCGCUACGUCUACCUGCUGGUGCGGCACAUGUACCGCAUGUACGGCCUGCAGCUGCUGCUCAAAGAUACCUGGAAGCGGAUCCGCUUCCCGGACGUGCUGCGGGUCUUCUGGCUGACCCGCAUCGCGGCGCAGGCCGUCAUCCUGGUCUACGUGGUGCAAGCGGUGCGAAUGGAGAGCGGCGACGCCGACGGGAGCUCGCAGGGCUACCUGCUGGGCUGGGACGUCCUGUGGGACGUGACGAGCAACCUGAUCAUCUCCGGCUGCGACUCCACGCUCACCGUCCUGGGCAUGAGCGCCGUCAUCUCGUCGGCGGCGCACUACCUGGGCCUCAGCAUACUCACGUUCAUCGGUUCGACCGAGGAGGAGGACAAACGUUUAGGCUUCGUGGCUCCGGUGCUGUUCUUCAUCCUGGCUCUGCAGACCGGACUCAGCAGCCUGGACCCCGAGGAACGCCUGGUCCGGCUGAGCCGCAACUUGUGCCUCCUGCUGACGGCCAUCCUGCACUUCAUCCAAGGGAUGACGGACCCAGUUCUGAUGUCGCUGAGCGCCUCGCACGUGUCCUCCCUCCGCCGCCACCUCCCCGUGCUGCUGGUCUCGGCGGCGCUCUUCGCCCUGCCGGUGGCCCUGAGCCUCGCCCUGUGGCGCCACCACGCCCUCAACACCUGGCUCUUCGCCGUCACCGCCUUCUGCGUGGAGCUGUGCCUCAAGGUGUCGGUGUCGCUGACCGUCUACGGCCUCUUCGUGGCGGACGGCUUCUCGGACGCGCUGUGGGAGAAGCUGGACGACUACGUGUACUACGUGCGCUCGGCGGGCAACGUGAUUGAGUUCCUGUUCGGCGUGGUGAUGUUCGGCAACGGCGCCUACACCAUGAUGUUCGAGUCCGGCAGCAAGAUCCGCGCCUGCAUGAUGUGCCUGCACGCCUACUUCAACAUCUACCUGCAGGCGCGCAACGGCUGGAAGACCUUCACCAACCGCCGCACGGCCGUCAAGAAGAUCAACUCGCUGCCGGAGCUGCGCGGCGAGCAGCUGCGCCGCAUCGAGGACGUGUGCGCCAUCUGCUACCAGGACUUCGCCGCCUCGGCCCGCAUCACGCCGUGCCGCCACUACUUCCACGCGCUGUGCCUGCGCAAGUGGCUCUACAUCCAGGACACCUGCCCCAUGUGCCACCAGAGGGUCAACGUGGACGACGACGGCCAGGACCGGGAGGCCUUCUCCAACAACAACGGGGGCUACGCGCCGCCGCAGGAGGCCCCCGCCGCCCCCCCGGCGGAGGAGAAUCCGCCCGCCGACGAACGGCCGGUCAACAGGGCUGCGGCGAGCGGGUCGGCGACCGGCGGCCGGCCGGCGGCGCCGACUGCGGCGGGCGAGCCGGACCGCGAGCUGCUGGAGGACAACGACAGCAUCGAGUACGACGACGACGACGACUGGGGCGUGCAAAACGGCGGCACGCCCGCGGAGGAAGAAUAUUUGAACGAUGACACGGACUCCACGGACGACUGACUGACGGGCGGGGGCGGGGACAAAAAAAAAAAAAAAGAGAGAGAGAACGUCGAUCGAACAAAACGUCAGGGAAGAUUUUUGCGUUUUGGGCGGUUUUACUCCCAAAAUGAGUGAUUGAGUGUCAAUAUGCGUGACUCUGGGGGUGCGUGCGUGCGUGCGAGAGGAACGAGCGCAUGGAAGCCAUGUGUGAGAGUCUCCUGAGAGCAAGAAUGUCAGUGACAAAGCUUGUAAAUGAGAGGGCGUUUUUUUUUUUUUUUUUUUUCACUUUUUAUUUUAUUAAC